Messenger RNA from Colletotrichum fioriniae, 2040 nucleotides. RefSeq lists its product as uncharacterized. Gene Ontology annotation, cellular component: plasma membrane. NCBI's taxonomy places the organism in Eukaryota, Fungi, Ascomycota, Sordariomycetes, Glomerellales, Glomerellaceae. The record is from RefSeq and is a predicted model, not a curated record. Gene Ontology annotation, molecular function: transmembrane transporter activity. Gene Ontology annotation, biological process: transmembrane transport.
AUGUCCGCCGCCCAGGAUGCGCCGCUAUUCCACAGCACGCUCGACGAGUACAUGGAGGAGGAUGAAGAAGACGAGAGGGAUCGCGAGGCUGCGGAUAUGGCCGCCCUUCACAUGUCUCGGCGUGUGGCCGCCGCGAGCAAGAUGGCAGAGAGCUCCGAGACGGAACCAGACGCUAGCCGCGGCUCGUUGGAACAGAGCAGCGAAAUACCGGGCCGAAGAUACCAGGAUCGCGGGCUGCGGAGAGGUAUUCGCAGCAGUUGGAACGGUACGAGGAGCUUCAGUGGACGGAAUCGUGGGAGGGAUGUCAUAGACGAAGAGUCGGAGGAUGUCCCGCGAGAAACAUCCGACCGGGAAUCAGAUACGAAUCCUAAAAUGGUCGACAUCGGGCUAGAUUCCCAGAUCAUGGACGACGACGACCCAUCUGCGUCGCUGCUGAACGAGGCGGCUACGGACUCGAGCCCGCCCGCCUUCCAGAAGUUCCAAUCCAAGUCCGGAGACCGCAAAUUUCCACUGAGGAGGGAAGCUACUCGGGAAGAUGACUUUGACGAGGCCCGCCGGGCCAGCUCCGACGAUGAGGCUCUGCCUGCCACUGUUCCCCUGGUCGAAGGAGAACUAUUCAAGUACGACCCAUUCUUCGCCUGGAUCUUCCUUAUUGCGCUUGCCGGUCUGGUGUCUACAUUUGUGCUUGUCUGGCUACACACAGGCACGCCCAAGAAAGGAUGGGGUGACACCGUCUAUACAACAUUACAAGCAUCCUUUCACAUGCUCGCCGUGGAUACCCUGAUUUCGAUUCUGGUAUCCUUUGUGUGGCUCGCGGCGCUUCGAUCCUUUGCUAGGCCGCUGGCCAUGGUGAUUCUCGUUGCAGUACCCAUCAUCAUGUUCUCAUUCACACUUUACCCCUUUAUUUCUAGCUACGAGGGCAGAUCACAUGGGACCAGUUUCCAAGAUCGAGCGAUGCGAUGGGCUGCUCUCGUCCCUGGCAUCGCAGCCUGCGUCUGGGUGUACACGGCUUGGCAGGGCCGCAACGCCAUCCGCCAGGCGAUUGAGAUAUUGGAAUUCUCCACGAGAAUUCUUGCAGCAAACACGGCACUACUCGCCUUGGGUUUCAGUUGUCUCGCGAUAAUAGUAACGUGGACCUGGGUCUGGAUGUGGAUGUUCUCGAGGAUCUUCUUGGGAGGAUACUUCUCCAGAAGACUUGCCAGGUUCAUCAUCAGCGUGUCCAGCUGGUGGCUGGGUAUCUGGUUCGUGUUGAUGUACAUGUGGACGAUCGGAGUCAUCAACGCGGUGCAACGGGCGACUACAGCAGCGACAGUGUCCCAAUGGUACUUCCACCGCAACGCGGCGCCGGCCCCGACGUCGGCGGAGAUUGUCACGGCUGCGCUUAACCACGCGACUACGACCAUCUUUGGCAGCAUCUGCGAGUCGACGUUGAUUGCGCUGCUUAUUCGGGUGCCGCUGCUCGUGCUGCCACGCAAGCUGGCUAAUAUCCUGCAGCACAUUGCUGCCAUGUGGAUUCCGACACCCAUCGCAGCGCUCACGAACCCUCUUACCAUUACCUACGGAGCGAUUCACUCGCAGAAUCUCCACACGGCGGCUCGCGGUUUCAGCCAGAUGGAUUUCUUAUCCCCGCAGCGCCCUACGACAACACUGACACCGCAUGUGUUCAGCACGCGUCGGUCCAGUCACUCCCCUUUACUUCCUUAUCGGCUCGCAAAGAUGCUUCUGUAUGCGACACGGUUCAUCAUGGCGACGGGACUUGGUUUUGCAGGAUGGGUUAUGACGGCGAAGCAGCUCUCUGUCGCUCUGCCGGACGGAAUGGGAGUACGGGGCUCGGCGUACGCAUACGUGGUUGGCAUAGUAGCUAGUUUUAUUGGAUUUUCGGUCAUGGGUGCCAUGGAAGGCAUUCUCAGUGGCAUUCUGGAUGCGGUCGUCAUCUGCUACGGCAGCGAGCGGCGGAUGGCCAGCGGAGGUGGCGCCUACUGCAUGGAGGCGGCCUACCUCUUUGGAGAGAGAAGACGGGACGAGAGAGGCCUUCCAUGA